This is a messenger RNA of Macrosiphum euphorbiae (potato aphid), 270 nucleotides long. Lineage: Eukaryota; Metazoa; Arthropoda; Insecta; Hemiptera; Aphididae. The record is from the annotation of a GenBank genome assembly.
AUGCUAGGACUGUGGGGCCUCGGUCGAGCACAACACCUGUCGACAGAAACACACGCGACACGGAACGAUAAUAAUGAUGACAGGGACCACGACGACGACGAUGGACAAACAGAAUCACGUUACUUUUUCAAUGUCCACUGGGGUAUUAAACACGGCGUGCCGGCCAGCCGGUGUCACCCACCGACGAGUCGAGACGUGGUCAUCGCGCCACCGUCACCGCCAUGUCUGUUAUUGCACGAUAGUCGGUCUUAUAAUAAUAUACUAUCGUGA